AGUCGGGACUCCUCGACUUGUCUUGAGCUCAAAUGCACUGUUUGUUGCUGUGGAGGAACAUUAGCCCUCUAUCCACUUACGGGGCUGUUGGAGAGAGAAGCGCAAACUUUUGGUUGUGUUCGGCACUUUAUCUGGUUCGGAGCUGACGCGAACUACUGAGAUUUGAUAGAAAGUUUCCUCUGAAGACAUCAAAGGAUCGCCACCGCUUCUCUUUCUGAGUUUGUUAUUUUUUUUUUCCUCCGCAAAAUGCCUCAGCUCAGUAGCGGCGGCGGGGACGACAUGGGAGCCAACGAUGAGAUGAUCGCUUUCAAGGACGAAGGGGAGCAGGAGGAGAAGAUUCAAGAGAACGCGUUCACAGAGAGAGACCUGGCGGACCUCAAGUCGUCCCUGGUCAACGAGUCCGAGAUCAGUCAGAGUCCCGGCGCAGCGGUGGCCCGACGGGGACAGCAGCCCGAACCGAGGUGCUACGUGGAGAAACACAGAGAGCAUCUCAAUGGAGUAACAAAACAACAAGAUGGCGGCAUGUACAAGACAUCUUACCCGGGCUACCCCUUCCUCAUGCUGCCAGACCCCUACCUGCAGAGCAGCUCCAUGCCACCAUCUGUAAGUCUCCGGCGUAACUUAAACUCUACUGCCAACACACACAAACACAUACACACACACACACAUGCACAGCCCAAGCCAAGUCCACAACAAGUCAAUAUAGAGUUAAUAUACAGUGUUUCCUGUGUAGGAAGUGGCUUGUUGGUGCUCGCGUUGAGUGGGUUUUUGUUGUUGCUGUUGUUUACUGUGUCUUUGAGCGUGUUUCAUAGAAAAUGUUGUGCUUCAUAAAAAAAAAAGUGUGUUAAAUAGGCUAGGUUGAAGUUCUGCUCUGGCAUUAUGAGGUCUCCAGACUCUGUAAGUCAGUAGAAAUCAUAUGUUGGCAUUGUGAUGUUUGGCAUGCAGAGAUCGGCCGAGCCCUGUUUAGGGCUAGAGAGGAGCUUCAGUGGUCUGCUUUGACCGUGUUUCCAAUAACUCCACUUCAGCAGAACUGAAACAAGUCAUUCUGGAGCUACACAUGAACACAGAGGCCUUGUGAACCACCCCUCAGACACUCACCGACCAAACAGUUUGAAUUUUCACAUGAGGCCAAAGUUCAAGUUGACUUCAGACAUUAAGUCUGAAUCUGUAGUCCACUUUGGAAGUUUUGUUAUUCAAUUAUUUGCCCCACUGUUGCUCCUUCACCGUGCUUGCCAGACUUUGAUGGUCGAAAGGUUUGAGUGUGUUUAUAUCUGCUAUCAUUGGUUCAUUAAGACAUGGUCACGUUGAUUCAAUGCCGAUUGAAUGGGACUCGACCAAGUGUUUUCAAUCACAUUCAAAUUGGAAGUAAUAAUUAAAAAAAAUAUUGAGUUUGAGAAAAACAGUUUUCUUUCCAUUUUCAAAGUCAAAUAGAGGAAUGAGCCGUUUCAAGUCUGAAAGGAAGUUAUUGUUGUCUGUUGUUGUGUGUUGUUCACAUUGAGGCUGAAAACAUAGUAACUGAAGCUUACAAAAAUGUUGCAAAAAUGUAAUUGCCUUGUAAAUCUUUCCUUUGACCAUUUUAUAUCCCAGUUAAUACAAGUUCAGUGUUUAUGAGACCUCACAGGUUUUUUAUUUCAUAGAAAGAUAAUUCGUAAAGGAGGGAGGCGUGUGAUCGGUUGAAUUGUGUUUGAAUGGCUGUCAGGAUUAUCCAUGCCAACUUCAUUUAUUUUAUAUUUAACUGCUGGACAUGUGACCGUCAAGCUUGUGUGUGUGUUUGUGUAUGUUUGUGUGCAUGCAUGCAUUUGUGUGUGUGUGUGUGUGUGUGUGUGUGUGUGUGUGUGUGUGUGUGUGUGUGUGUGUGUGUGUGUGUGUGUGUGUGUGUGUGUGUGUGUGUGUGUGUGUGUGGAGUGCAUGUGUGUGUGUGUGUGUGUGUGUUUUUGAUUAUUUAUUGUUUUGACCUUUCUCCAACAACUUUGCAGAAGUAGGCUUGAAUUCAUAAUUUGUUUUUGCGUUUUAUUUUUGGACUAUAAUCAAAUUAUUUUGUCAUAUCAGCUCCACACUUGCCCGCUCCUAACUUUGAGGAGCGUCCCUCACAACAGGGUUAGUUGUUGAGAUUGCCCGAAGGCAAUGUGCGUUGGGACAAAUUGGGAAUCUUUUCUUUAGCAAGAUCCCUCUUUGGAGGACAGCUGUUUGAAGGACAGUUUGUUCACCAACCCCCUUUAGAUAAACAUUUCAAAUUCUAUUUUACACUAGGAAUGAAAUUAUCAUCACAUCUGUCUAUCACUAUUUUUUAUUUAUUUUCAAACCACCACGCUUUAUUUUUAGGAAACCUAAUUUUAAAUGUUUCCACAUUUGUUCGUGUGUGUGUGUGUGUGCACGAGUGUGAGGACGGGGUAGGUGUGGUGGGGAACUCUGGACUUGCAUGCGCACUGCCCAUAUAAUUAGCAUGUUUCAACGCAUGCAACCCUGCUUAUAUCCCAGAGGUUCCUUGUUUUUGUUAAAUCCCAAAGCCUGCGUUUUUAUUUGGUAUGUGGCUAACUAAGAUGUUUGCGGCAAAACGGUAAACCUGUAUUUACGCUUAACAUUAUCCGCCAUGUCUCUGUAGUUAUCCCUGGAUAACAACAACACAUUGUCUCAGGCAAACAUAGUGAACAAGUGUAAUGGCAUGUCUAGCGUAUCGCUGUGUCUCCACAUCACUCAUAUCCUCCUAGCUCUCCUGUCCUCUCCUCUCAAGGACUCCAGCUGAUGGUGUCAGCAAACCCUGACUGGAGUCCAUAUG
Gadus chalcogrammus (walleye pollock) is the source of this 2776-nucleotide messenger RNA. Its product is annotated as transcription factor 7-like 2. Lineage: Eukaryota; Metazoa; Chordata; Actinopteri; Gadiformes; Gadidae. The coding region runs from base 247 to 831 and encodes 194 amino acids. Gene Ontology annotation, biological process: canonical Wnt signaling pathway; regulation of transcription by RNA polymerase II. The transcript is spliced from 3 exons. Gene Ontology annotation, cellular component: beta-catenin-TCF complex. The record is from RefSeq and is a predicted model, not a curated record. Gene Ontology annotation, molecular function: RNA polymerase II cis-regulatory region sequence-specific DNA binding; DNA-binding transcription factor activity, RNA polymerase II-specific.